Molecule: messenger RNA, 1095 nt
Organism: Acanthamoeba castellanii str. Neff
Lineage: Eukaryota; Discosea; Longamoebia; Acanthamoebidae
Exons: 1
Coding region: 1-1095 (364 amino acids)
Source: RefSeq, a predicted model, not a curated record
AUGCGCCGGGUGGGCGAUAGCGCCUAUGUCUUCACCUCGGUCCCCUGUUCCCCCGUCGCGCCUCGGACCUCGAGUCACCUCACCCUAUCGACGCCGCCGCUGCCGCGCAAGAAGUCGGCCCAACUCCACCUGCCCAUGGCCUCCGUACAGAGCCAAGACUCGCUCGCAGGGCUGCUGUCGCCCGGCCGCGCGCCGACAAACAGCGGUCGGCUCGAGCGACUGUUCUCCAGGUUCAGGAAUAAGAGCUCGACGGUGGCGCGGAGGGCCAGCAAGAAGUCGCCCAAGCUGCCACGCGCGGUGAGCGACGAGCAGCUGGACCACCACAUGCAGCCCGAGGAGACGAUCCACGACGAUGCCGAUGACGAGGAACCUGGCCGCCCGCCCUGGACCCGAUCGGCCACCACCUCGUUCCUCCCCGUGCCCACCAGCUUCUCGUUCAGCCCUAUUGCUCAUCACCACCAGGCUGGCUCGGGUGGCGAAGUGCUCAGCGGUCGAUCAUCGCCGAUGGCACUGCCCCGUAGCAACAGCGGCUUCGUGGCUUCGCAGUCACAUCACCUCUCGCUACCACCAGCCAUCGCGACCUAUGGCCGUCGCGGUUCAGGAAGCACCGAUCUGACCGGCCUGCUGCCUAUGCAGUCGCCGCCGCAGCUCAUCAGCCCGCUGUCGUCGGGCGUGGUGCCGACGGCGCCCACCGCCAGCACGUCGCUCGCGUACGAGUCGAUGUUCGGCGACCUGGCGAUCAAGGCCGUCUUCCACAAGGCGUCGCUGGCCGAGGGCCUCGACGUCUCGCUGCUGCGCGUCAACGAACGGAAGCUGGACUUCUCGCUGGUAGUGCACCAGCUGGAGGCCAUGCACCAGUUCCAGUGCCGCGGGGUGGCGAUCGAGCUGUGGUACGUGGACGACGAUGGCGACCAACUGCGCAUCACCGACACCCCGGGCCUCGUCUACGCCUGCCAGGACUGGCGAGCCCAGCUACACAAGACCGGACGAGACCGGCAAUCGAAGCAGGGUGUGUGCCGCAGCUUACGCCUCUACAUCAACGAGACAGGGUGGAUGGUGGCCCUCAAUUUUUGCAUAUUUUACGUUAAUCUGUAA